AUGCGUGUCAAAAUACAAACCAUCAAGAGAUUAGUGUAUGGAGGUUUGGGAUUAGGAGGAGUUUAUUAUACAGCAGUAUUCCUUGAUAACCGACAGCAUAUAUUAGCUAAAGAAAAGAUCCUAUCAAAACCCCUACCAGCUUAUCUACCUCCCAGGGAUGAACUCCACAAAGCUCUACAAACAGAAGAGUUUGAUGUUUUAGUAAUAGGAGGCGGAGCAACAGGGUGUGGGGUGGCUCUUGAUGCAGUAAGUCGAGUAAUAGGAUGUGUAGCAACAGAGUGUGGGGUGGCACUUGAUGCAGUAAGUCGAGUAAUAGGAUGUGUAGCAACAGAGUGUGGGGUGGCACUUGAUGCAGUAAGUCGAGUAAUAGGAUGUGUAGCAACAGAGUGUGGGGUGGCACUUGAUGCAGUAAGUCGAGGUUUGAAGACAGGUUUAGUAGAGAAGUUUGACUAUUCUAGUGGAACUAGUAGUAGAAGUACCAAACUGAUCCAUGGAGGUGUUCGUUAUUUACAAAAAGCUGUGUUUGGUCUGGAUUAUGAACAGUAUCGAAUGGUGAAAGAAGCAUUGAAAGAAAGAGCUAACUUGAUCCAGAUAGCUCCUCAUUUAGCUUACCCUUUCCCUAUCAUGUUACCAGUUUACAAGUGGUGGCAAGUGCCAUAUUACUGGGCUGGAAUCAAAAUGUAUGAUCUGGUGGCUGGAAGAGAGAAUCUCAAAUCUAGUUAUUAUUUAUCGAAAUCUAAGGCACUGGAGUUAUUUCCCAUGUUAAAAACUGAGAAGCUGGUUGGAGCCCUUGUUUAUUAUGAUGGUCAGCAUGAUGAUGCUAGAAUGUGUUUAGCACUAGCUCUGACAGCUGUUAAAAUGGGAGGAAAACUCACUAACCAUACAGAAUGUAUUGAAAUACUGAAGCAAGAUGAUGGCACCGGCAUUCCGAAAGUUUGUGGGGCAAAAGUUCGAGAUAUACAAACAGGCAAAGUGUUUGAUAUAAAGGCUAAGUGUGUGAUUAAUGCUACAGGACCUUACACUGACUCUAUCAGACAAAUGGGAGAUCCAGAUGUGAAGUAUAUUUGUCAGCCCAGUUCAGGGGUUCAUAUAGUCUUACCUGACUAUUAUAGCCCAGAGAGUAUGGGUUUAUUAGAUCCCUCAACAAGUGAUGGCCGCAUUAUUUUCUUUUUGCCCUGGCAGAAGGUUACUAUAGCAGGAACCACUGAUAACCCGUGUGCUGUGACAGACUUCCCCCAACCUACAGAGAAGGAGAUACAGUUUAUUUUGAAUGAAGUGAGAAAUUAUCUGCAUCCAGAUGUCGAAGUUCGUCGAGGAGAUGUACUAUCAGCGUGGAGUGGUAUGAGACCUCUAGUAGCCGACCCUAAUAAAUCAGAUACUCAGUCUAUAGCCAGAAAUCAUAUUAUAGAGGUCUUCAAAGAUAACCUCAUAACUAUAGCAGGUGGAAAAUGGACAACUUAUCGACAUAUGGCUGAGGAAACUAUAGAUAAAGCUGUAGAAGUGUGUAAUUUACAGCCGAAGUCUAACUGUCAAACUGCUGGUCUGUUAUUAGAUGGUGCCCAUGGCUGGUCCCCCACCAUGUUCAUUAGGCUAGUCCAAGAUUUUGGACUGGAAAAUGAGGUCGCUCAACAUUUAGCCAACACAUAUGGAGAUAAAGCUUUCAAGGUCGCAAAGUUAGCCAAUCUGACUGGCCAAAGAUGGCCUGUUGUGGGGAAAAGAUUACAUCAAGAAUUUCCUUAUAUUGAAGCUGAGGUACGCUAUGCCUGUAGAGAGUAUGCAACCUCUGCUAUAGAUGUUAUUGGUAGAAGAACUAGACUUGCCUUCUGUAACGUACAGGCUGCAGAGGAAUCUCUACCAAGAAUUAUAGAGAUGAUGUCAGAGGAACUAGGUUGGAAUAAAGCCAGACAACAGGAAGAAAUGGAGAAAGUGAAGAGAUUUUUACGUCGAGAAAUGGGACUAGAUAUUAAACGAGCCAGCGAAAGUCAAGUACCCAUCAAUUUCAGCAAGGAUGAGAUCAACAUGUAUGUCAAACGAUUCAAUUCCUUAGACAGUGACAAUAAGGGAUAUAUUACCAUUAAUGAUCUUCGCAGAUACUUCAAGAAAAUUGGUGAAAAGGUAACAGAGGAUCAGUUGCAUGAGAUUUUAAAUGAAGUAGAUUUGAAUAGAAAUGCUCAAGUUGAAAUGGGAGAAUUUUUACAGUUGAUGAGUGCAUUAAAAUCAGGUGUAUUAACCAAUAAUCGAUUAGCUAAGGCCUCAGAAUUACCUGAUGAAGAUAGAAUACCUGUAGAAAGAAGUGGCGGCGGAGUCUAAGACAUUGGGGAGCAGUCUAAGAAAUGGAGAGGAGUCUAAGAAAUCUGGAGGAGUCUAAAAUGACUGACAAUGCAUCUGCCCACUGAUGUUGUUGAAUCACAUUUGACAGUUUUGUUUGAAAGAAUUGAAAUAUCAGCAUCAUUUUUUUGAGAUUUCCUUUUUUUGAGAAUAAAUUUGUUAUGGACUCAAACU
Messenger RNA from Lottia gigantea (owl limpet), 2502 nucleotides. RefSeq lists its product as hypothetical. The transcript has 19 exons. Gene Ontology annotation, cellular component: glycerol-3-phosphate dehydrogenase (FAD) complex; mitochondrion. The record is from RefSeq and is a predicted model, not a curated record. The coding region runs from base 1 to 2310 and encodes 769 amino acids. NCBI's taxonomy places the organism in Eukaryota, Metazoa, Mollusca, Gastropoda, Lottiidae. Gene Ontology annotation, molecular function: calcium ion binding; glycerol-3-phosphate dehydrogenase (quinone) activity. Gene Ontology annotation, biological process: glycerol-3-phosphate metabolic process.